AUGUCUGGGAUUCUCGGCAGCGCCAUUACUCCAUGUCCAUCGAGAUCGAGGUUCUCCGGCUACAGCGAUCACAGCGGCAGCGAUACAUUCGACAUUUCGAUUGGUGGCGAUACGGAAUGCGAGAAUACGGAACAGAUCGACUUCACCACUGAAAUACGUGGGCCGACAAUGACUGGAGUGCGACCCAGACGUGCUAACCAAGCAGGCUCUGGGUUCCAAAUACAUGAUGAGGGGGUAGAGAAGCCAUCCGGGCCUGCUGAGAAAAGACAGAGACCAAACGGAACUAUGAGGUUACAAUCCGAGCGCAAAUCGUCUUUGCUUGCCCAACCGGCGCAGAGAUUCCGCCCCAAGGUUGGAAUUACUCCAAAUCAACCGCAGACUGUGAAUAUAAAACAAGAGACGGAAACAAAGCGCAAACCUGAACGACUCGACUCGAACCCGAAGGUGCAGCCUUCCCGUAGAAUGGGCCCGGCUGCAAAAGAGACAACACAACACCGUUCCGACCCUGCUCUCAAGAAAAACGUGCGACGGAACACUGUUUAUAUCCCGCCGGAUGAUGCAACCGUGCCUAGCGUUUUUAUGGGACUGUUCAGUCCUUUGAAAAAACAACCAGGUACGACUCUGUUGGAGGCUACCGAGGACACACAAAUCAAUACCCUUGAAGCACGGAUAGCAAACCGUCAAGUUAGAAAGUCAUUGGCCGCAGGUGCACGAAAGGCUCCGCUGCAACCAAGUACAAAGAUUGCACAGGAAGCUGCGUCAAGAAUGGAUGUGGCCGGCAAAAAUGGAGGGAAGGAGAAUAUUCCUCCUGGAACGCUCUUUAACAUUGAGAAAAAACCAGACCUUCAAACUAGGCCGCUUGUCAAGCCUCGAAUCAGCACCAUGUCAUCCUCGAAACCAAAUCCUACUUCUCGCACUGUUCGAUCGGCUGAAGUCGUCACGGUGGCUCCCAAGCAACCUCUCCCCAGGCGGGACGUACUAGGAGACAAGCAGACUAACGCAAAGUCUUCCGCGGUGCGCGAUGGUCGAAUUAGAAUGGCUGAGCCAAAGGGGCCACCCCUUAGUACGUCACUUAACACUCGCGUAUCAGCCAUUUCUGAUCGCCGCGGUCGGUCUGGGUCAAAUUCUGCUUCAAGGCUUCAAAAUGCAUCAUCAAAGUUGAGGGAGCUGAACCAUGACUAUCCAAAACUGAGUGAGGAUAUCAAGAAGCCUGCACUUUACGAAGAUAAUUGGCUCUCACACCAGGAGACUGUGAUUACUCAAUUGGUCAAUGCUUUGUUCGACUGCUCCAAUGGUGACUUGGCUUUCCAUGACCAGGAUGUCCUUCGAUUGGAGCUUCUCGAACUUUACCAUACCGAUGAAUUCAUUCAGCUGCACAAAAAGCUACGAGCCUCUUUGUCUUGCGGUGCCCUCAACAUUCCCAAGCAUGCCCUUGCUCGCAGUAGCCGUCUCAAGCAAGACGUUGGCCUUCGCCGCAAGUUCCUUGACAUAUGGAUACAAUCAUACGAUCUCCAUGCCUUGGCUGCUGCCGCGGAGACAGUUAUUGGUCGAAAGAUUUCCAAUUGUCCUGACUUGUUCCAGAACAUGAUGGAAUCUGAAAAUAGUGCAAGGUGCACGAAAACCAUUGUGCGGAAGCUGGAAAACUUCCUGUGCACUUUCCUGCUGCGCAACGAAGACCUGGAUCAAUCUCUACUGCGUGCCAACGAGAUUCCCGCAGAAGCUCAGGCCAAAGUAUAUCGUCGCACAGUGCUCCGAUGUAUCAUGCUGGUUGCCCUCUUAGACCAAGCAAAACAGUCUUUGGGCUCCAGCCUUCCCCGUCGACUUUUCGUGCCCUCGUCUCCUUUGAAAUCAUCGAUGGAUGUACUUCAAGCACUGACACGGGUGCUGUUGCCAUCUUGUGGCGACAUUUUGAAGCCAUUGAGCCACCUCGGCUGCCGCUUAUCUUACCACCAACAUCAGCUAUUGGAGUACAACUACCAAAUGGACAACAUUGCAGUGGACCUGAGAGAUGGAGUCCGGCUUACUCGACUCGUCGAAGUGCUUUUCAUUACUGCUAGCCACACUCGACGUGACACUGAGGACCAGACUGAAGUCACUCUCAACACUGGUGAGGCUCUUUCUUUACUUGGCGAACACGCAGACGUUCCUCUCUCGAAGCAUCUCAAGUUCCCAUGUGUCAGCCGUGCAGCCAAAGUCUUUAAUGUCCAGCUAGCUCUGUCCGCCUUGGAGUCUACCAAGGGCUCCAGUGCCAUUGUGGACAAUGUGCGAGCUGAGGAUAUUGUUGAUGGUUAUCGUGAAAAGACAAUUGCCCUCUUGUGGGCUCUUGUUGGAAACCGGGGCUUAUCAGGUCUCGUUGACUGGGAUGACAUCAACACAGAGAUUUGCCGAUUGAAACGCAAAGCUCUCUCGAAAUUGGGUUCGGAGCAAGUAAAAUACGAAGCUUGGUUUACUGGUGAGCAGUUUGGUGGCGAUCAACACGAACAUCUUCUUCAGCACUGGGCCGGCCUCUUGGCCGGCCUCAAAGGUCUUCAGAUCAACAACAUGUCAACCAGUUUUGCCAAUGGACGGAUCUACGAAAGUAUUGUCGACGAAUAUGAGCCCUACAUUACCGGCAAUCAAGACUUGAACGCAAACGGGCGGUCUGCGUCCAUGUCUUUGGAGAAACGCCUCGGGCUACUAGGCUGCAGCUCUCAAUUUGCACACCUUGUUUCUCCUAGUUCAACCUCUUCACACGUUCUCAAUCGAGACUUUACACUGGGCGCUCUCGCCUUCCUUUGCUCUCGAUUGCUUUCAAGCUCGAAGCGCGCUCGCGCCGCAACCGUCUUGCAACGUGCAUGGCGAGCACGCGUGGAAUACCGCACCUACCUACGCCGCACAAUGGCAAAGGAUCUUGCUGCGCAUUGCGCCGCCGUUGUACAAACCAGAAAUGAAAUCGUAUGGGCAAAGGAGGUGAUCAUUCGCUGGUGGAGACAAAUCAAAUCACGGAGCGUGGAAAACGCCGCGCGGCCUCGGUCUUUACGCAAGACUGAUCGGAGACCCGCCGGCCUCCUAUGA
Penicillium pulvis is the source of this 3054-nucleotide messenger RNA. RefSeq names its product putative calmodulin-binding protein Sha1 (gene sha1). The record is from RefSeq and is a predicted model, not a curated record. Gene Ontology annotation, cellular component: spindle pole. NCBI's taxonomy places the organism in Eukaryota, Fungi, Ascomycota, Eurotiomycetes, Eurotiales, Aspergillaceae. The coding region runs from base 1 to 3054 and encodes 1017 amino acids. Gene Ontology annotation, biological process: establishment of meiotic spindle localization; spindle organization; mitotic cell cycle. The transcript has a single exon. Gene Ontology annotation, molecular function: protein binding.